Molecule: messenger RNA, 2549 nt
Organism: Bicyclus anynana (squinting bush brown)
Lineage: Eukaryota; Metazoa; Arthropoda; Insecta; Lepidoptera; Nymphalidae
Product: dynein regulatory complex protein 1
Exons: 16
Coding region: 34-2505 (823 amino acids)
Biological process (GO): regulation of cilium movement; cilium-dependent cell motility; axonemal dynein complex assembly
Cellular component (GO): axonemal dynein complex; axoneme
Source: RefSeq, a predicted model, not a curated record
UUUAUAUUUUAAAUUGCCCGAGAUUUAAUCAAAAUGGCGGGCAAAUUUGGUGGUUACGAAGAUGAUGACGACGUCCUCGCGCCCAAGGAGCCGCAGGUCACGUCGCAGGAUCCCGACGAACGAAAGGCAGGCAGGGCUUUGCGCAUCAAACGUAGGCAAGAAGCUCUCAAAAGAGCUGAACAACCAACUGAAGAGAUUUUGAAAGAGGAAGAGCCCGGGCCGAUAGAACAAGCGACCACAGCCGCUGCCGAAGAGUUGCAACGCUUGGCUUUAGAUGGAGCGGCCAAAGUUACCAACGUUAAAGUCACAACUGACGAACGCGAAGUCGAAAGACGCGCGCUUUUCUCUAACAAAAUGAUAGAUUCGUUACAAAAGUUAGAACUAGAAGCAGCUGAUGCACAAACGCAAUACGAUGCCAUAACAGCAAACUGGGACACAAUGUUCGAAAUUAAGGACCCUCUUGACAUUGAGGCGGCCAUCAAAGACCAGAAACGGAAAUGCGACGACCUUCUGUCUCAAAAGGACAACAUGAUCGAUCUAUUAAAAAGUGAUUUGAAGAAAAUGGAUUUGGCGUACUAUAAAGAUUUAGAAAAGCAGGACAACGAUAUAAAGGAACUUUCAGACAGAAUCGAGAAGCAAAUCACCAUAAUGCAGAGAGCCUAUGAAAAACAAUUGUUUCUGAUAGAGCAAGCUAUAACUAUAGAGCGCGAAGUUUUGGUGGACCAUAACAAUAAACGAUGGGAGGCCCUUUACAAACAACGUGACAAGGAGGAAGUGGCACAUAUGGAAUAUAAGUACGAACAGCUAGAGGAACAUAAAUUGGAAGUGGAAGCCAUAAUGUGGGACCAUCAUGCUAAGUACCGGGAAGCGAAAAUAGACUUAGAAACACUGAUACAGGAACUUCAGAAGGAAUUGGAGAAACUUAAAGCAACCUGUGUUAUAAAUACUGAAAAAAUUGGAUACACUUAUCAAGUGCUUAAAAAGAGGGAAGAGGAAAACGUUUUUGUAAGAUCGCAACAGAAGAGGAAGCUAAACAAAAUGUCAGAUGUCGCCAACACUCUCCGCUCCAAAAUACGUAAAGCGGCUGAAGAUGGCGCGCUCGAGGAGAUCAGGGCUGAUGCAGAGAUCGUGAAGCUGAUGCAAGCAAUGGAUGACUUGGAGAAGAAGUGUCGACACUUCUCCCACGUUAAUAACUACAAGUUUUGUCAGGUGUGGCGCAUGUCUGCGGCGCGGUGCGGCGCGCUGUUGCGGCGCGUGCGCGCGGCCGAGGUCGCGCUGCACGCGCACGUGCUCGCCGAGCCGCCGCCGCAGGCUCCGCCCCCGCCGCCUAAGAGCCCCCUCGCUAAACAUGAAUUUCCUCUUAUUGACACCACCGCAUCUCAAGUUGACAAUGUAUACGCGACAGAGAAUAAGGCCUUAGGAGAGGCUAAAGAUAAUUUGGUUCGCCAUAUUCUUCAGUUAGUAGCUGAUAACACAGGGUUUUUGGUGGAAGAUCGUUUGUUGAAACUGCUUGAGAAAUAUCCUCUGACUUCGCGCAAUCUCUGCACCCUGGACUCUAUUUUUAUGGCUCUAGAAAUUCAAGCCAAAGAAGAUAUAGAAUUACUGUGUAAAGUAUUCCUAAACUACGCCUUCUGUCCAAUAUGUGUUGGUUUGGAAGCGGCUUCGGAAAUCAUGGACGGUUCAACGGUAGAGCCGGGCCCUUCAAUCCAGGAUGACUCUCAUCACGUCAGCAUCAGUGUGAGGGGCUUGCGCGGCGAGCGCUCGUCCACGCGGGCUCGCUCCAGCGUGCACAGGAGUAUAUCCGCUAGUACCAUGCGCUCCGGACACGUUGCAUUUAAGGGACACGAAUUAUCUCCUGACGACCAACUUAUGAUGGCAGAAGCUGACGAAAUUAUACAGAAGUGCGGCGAUCCAAAAGUUACUAUAGCCACUGCAGAUUCGACUUCGGAAGCUGGUUCUUCGUCAGGAAAGCGUGUUCGAGGAGUGACAGUCUCAGAGCAACCAACGGUUGUCACCAAGAAAUCUAAUCCAUUUCUGUGUCCAAUGGGUCAUCAUUUAGAAAUAGAGUCCAUGCAAGUGUUGACUGCUCUCAAUGAAUUUAUGGCUGUUUUUGUCCCCCCUGACAAACGGAAGUUGUAUGAUAUAUUGGACAGUCUAAAACCGCCAGACUUUACGACGCCAUCUCGCAAGUUGACAACUCAGGAAAUAGAGGAAUACUGGUCUCAGUGGAAGAGUUUGUUCCCACCGGAGAAGGACCGCUUUUGGGAUGGAUUGCUCUCGGGCCUUAACAACUACCUCACAAUACUACAAGAGCGCGAGCGUAUCCACUCGGACGUGGUGCAGCUACGUCAGAGGAACGCCGCCCUGCGGAGACUGGUGCGCGGCGCGCUGCCCGAGCUGCCGCCCGGCGCCCCGCGCUUCGGCCGCGCCUCGCUCGCGGCCUUCACCGCCACUGUGGAGGAUGACGCACCGCUCCCAUUCUCCUCGAAAUUACCACCCAUAUAAUAUUUCCCAUCCCAAUUUCAAUAAUAAAAAAAAUAACGUUACAA